UUUGCCUGGUGUGUGCAUCUUCCCAUCCUGCUUAUUGCCAGCAUGAGUUGUGGACGAGGAAGGGGUCAUCGUGGCCACCAUGUCCAUCAUGAGCAUCAUGAACACCAUGGACACCGUGGCCACCAUGGCCACGGCCAUCAUGAGCAUCAUGAACUCCAUGGACACUGUGGCCACCAUGGCCACGGCCAUCAUGAGCAUCAUGGACACUUUGGACCCCUCCAACCUCAGGUUGUGAUUUGUGGCCCGACACAAACAACCACAACCACCUUUAAGAUUCCAGCUAAGGUUUCAAAACCAAUCAUGCAGCCUAGCAUUCCCUAUCUCGGACCAAUAGCUGGAGGUUUAAAACCAGGGACUCGAUUUCAUGUCGAAGGAACUGUUCACCCUAAUGCCAAAGAGUUUCAAAUUAACUUCAAAACAGGGGUAAACACUGCCGAUGAUGUCGCCUUUCAUUUCAACCCCCGGAUCGGUCAAUAUGUUUACAUGAACAUCUUCAAAAAUGGGAAAUGGCAGAAGGAGGAAUUGGGUCCUGAUAAGCCCUUUACUAGAGGAGCAUCCUUUAAAUUACUGUUUCUCGUUAAUACGGAUUUCUAUGAGGUCUAUGUGAAUGGACAGCCUCUCUACAAAUUCAAACACCGAAUUCCUUUCGAGAGCGUUACUACACUUGGAAUAGUCGGAGAUGUUAUAAUACACUGGAUGGGUUUUGAAAAAUGGACAAGUCCUUAUUUGUUCAAAGAGAGCAAAGUCAUACUAAUGGGAUGUGGAGGCUGGACAUUUAUUCCAUUACAGAUUUCCUACCCAAUCAGUAACCCAGUACUUCCCUAUGUGGGUGAAAUCCCAGGAGGGGUAAAACAAGACAGAGCUGUAGUUUUUCAAGGGACUGUUUCUGCAGAUGCAAACUGGUUUGUAAUAAAUUUCAAAGCAGGUCCAUCUGAUGGUGAUGACAUUGCUUUUCAUUACAACCCUCGCUUUGGUGAUCUUACCACCAUGAACAGCUUCAGAAACGGAAACUGGGAGAUGGAGGAAAAAACUGACCAUAAUCCUUUCACCAAGGGAGGAGCCUUCAUAAUUCUUGUAAUCAUCAAUUCCGAGGGCUAUGAGGUCUUUGUGAACGGUUUAGGACAUUGCACCUUCAAGCACCGCAUUCCCCUGGAGAAAGUGUCUACUAUUAACGUUCAUGGAGACAUUUCCCUCCUCGUCUGGGGUUUCAUUGAUGGCUGGAGUACUACUUCAUCCUCAAAGGAGCUCAAGAAAAUCACAAGCACACAGAGCUCAACCUCGAGUUUCAAAUCCGCACAUUUAGAGAUUUCAUAUCCAGUCAUUAGCCCUGCACUUCCCUAUGUGAGUCAAGUACCUGGACGGUUACAUCAAGACAGGGCUAUUUUCCUCCAAGGCACAGUUCUUGCGGAUGCUAGAAGCUUUACUAUAAAUUUCAAGACAGGGCCUUCUGAUGGUGAUGACAUCGCUUUUCAUUACAAUCCUUGCAUUGGUAAUUAUACAGCCCUGAACAGCUUCAGAAAAGGAAACUGGGAUAAACAGGAAAAUGCACCUGAUAAACCAUUUACCAAGGGAGGAAACUUCCAAAUUAUUGUAGCCUUCAACUCUGAGGGUUACGAGGUCUAUGUGAAUGGUUUAAGACACUGCACAUUCAAGCACCGAAUUCCUCUAGAGAAAGUUUCAACACUUGAAAUCCGGGGUGAUAUUUCACAACUCAUAUGGGGUUUUAUAGAUGGCUGGAGUACUUCUUCAUUCUUUAUAGAACUUCAGAAAAUGCCAAUCACACAGAGUGUAACCACAAUGUUUGGAUCCACACCUUUCCAGAUUUCACAACCAAUCAGAAACCCAACAUUUCCCUAUGUGGGUAAAAUCCCAGGAGGGAUUAAACAAGAUAUGGCUGUAUUCUUCCAAGGGACUCUUCUUCCAGAUGCCAAAACCUUUGCAAUAAAUUUCAAAACGGGGCCGUCUGCUGGUGAUGACAUCGCUUUUCAUUUCAAUCCUCGCAUUGGUGAUUUUACCGCCCUGAACAGCUUGAGUAAUGGAAACUGGGAUAAACAGGAAAUUGCACCUGAUCAGCCCUUUACCAUGGGAGGAGACUUCCAAAUGAUUGUAGCCUUCAACUCUGAGGGUUACGAGGUCUAUGUGAAUGGAUUAAGGCAUUGUGUGUUUAAGCAUCGCGUACCUUUAGAGAAAGUUUCAACAAUUGAAAUCCCUGGAGGUCUUUCCAAGCUCAUGUUUGGCUUUUUAUAUGGCUGGAGUACUUCUUCAUUCUUUAUGGAACUUCAGAAAAUCCCAGUCCCACAGAGUGUAUCCAUAAUGCUUGGAUCCACACCUUUCCAGAUUCCACAACCAAUCAGUAACCCAGCAGUUCCCUAUCUGUGUAAAAUACCAGGAGGGAGUAAAACAAAUAUGGCUUUAUUCUUACAAGGGACUGUUCUUCCAGAUGGCAAGCGAUUUACAAUAGAUUUCUCUGUUGACAAAGACAUCGCUUUUCAUUACAAACCUCAAAUGGGUCAACAUACCAUUCUGAACAGCUUUAGAAAUGGAAACUGGGAUAAAGAGGAAAUGGCACCUGAUAAACCCUUCACCAAGGGAGGAGCCUUCCAAGUGAUUGUAGGCUUCAGCUCUGAGGAAUAUCUGGUUAUGGUGAACGGAUUACGCCACUGCACAUUUAAGCAUCGCAUUCCUUUAGAGAAAGUUUCUGAAAUUUUUGUUCACGGAGACGUUGCCAUUCAGCUCAUUGGUUUUGUUGAAAACUGGAGAAUUGCAUAAAUUAUAAAUGGGCAAAGCACACAUGGGCAAGAUGUUCCAAAGGCUGAAAGUUUUGCAGCAGUAAUUUUUUGAAAGUGUGGAUAGAUAUCAAAAUAAUCUCUUGUUAAAUUUGAUAUUACCUUGUAAUCAUUGUUUUUGUACAAACUAUACAAUUUGGGACAUGAUGCGAUUCUACACUAGACAUUUUACCAACCAGUCUGAUCAACAGAAAUCUUAACAAUUUAAAGCACACUGCCUCAACUUCCUUAGUUUCCAGACAUUUACUGACAAUUAUAUUCAUAAUAUUAUUUGCUAAUUACCCUUAUAUGUAACAAUUAUACAUCAAUGUCCAGAAAACAAAAAUCCAAGGUAACUUUUAAAUACUAUACCAUCUCAGGUCAGACAUUUACUUUAAAGUUUUUGAUUCAUAAUAAAUUUGCUGCGAGGCCUGUUUGGAUACUCCUCUUGACAAUGGAGACAAAAAAAAAAAAAUUUUUCUAUGCAGAAAUGCAGAAUGAUGUGAUAAGGCCGUCCAGAAGCUACAAAUUAACUUCUGGGCAGAUAUUUGUUGAAGGGUAGCUUGUCUGUGCAACACUACACUAGAAAGGCUUUAAUAUUUUUAAGCUUGCUUUAUGAUUCUCAGUUAGAGAGACUCAAAGGAGGGAAUCAGGGAACAUAAUGUUACUUUUCUUUCACUUGUCUUAUGGGCUAAGGGGCAAACAUUGGUUAUUCAUAUUUACUCCUGUUUUAGAUUAAAAUACCUUUUAGGAGGUAUGGUGCAUUUUACCUUCUUCUGGAUUAUGGCUUAAUUUGUGCUGAAAAUGGAAAUCUUUAAACUGAUUUACUGCUGAAUUUCUCUGUUAAUUCUAAAUAAAAACAACUUCAGGUA
Molecule: messenger RNA, 3637 nt
Organism: Tachysurus vachellii
Lineage: Eukaryota; Metazoa; Chordata; Actinopteri; Siluriformes; Bagridae
Exons: 22
Coding region: 43-2769 (908 amino acids)
Molecular function (GO): carbohydrate binding
Source: RefSeq, a predicted model, not a curated record